This is a messenger RNA of Acyrthosiphon pisum (pea aphid), 1530 nucleotides long. RefSeq lists its product as uncharacterized. NCBI's taxonomy places the organism in Eukaryota, Metazoa, Arthropoda, Insecta, Hemiptera, Aphididae. The record is from RefSeq and is a predicted model, not a curated record. The coding region runs from base 4 to 405 and encodes 133 amino acids. The transcript has 2 exons. Gene Ontology annotation, molecular function: nucleic acid binding.
AAUAUGCAUGCGUGUACCAAUAGCAAAAUCAACUUUAUUUCAAAAGCUACUCAAUGGCCCCAAAAAAUAAAUGUCUGGACUAGUAUUUUAGGGGACCAUGUUAUCGGUCCGAUAUUUUUGGAAGGCAACAUAACUGGUGAAAAAUACCUUGCUAUUCUUGAAAAUACUAUUCAACCGUUAGUUUUUCGAAAAAUUGAAAAUAAUGACAACCUGACUGAGUUGGACGAAGAAAAAAUUGUUUUUCAACAAGAUGGUGCCCCAGCUCACUACACGAUUACUGUCAGGGAUUAUUUAAAUCAAGAACAUCCAGGCAACAAGUGGAUUGGGCGACGAGGGCCUAUUAAACGGUCCCCGAGAUCACCAGACUUGACAUCAAUUGGUUUUUUCGUAAGGCCACAGAUCUAACUAUUAAUUAUUAUGCUGGUCGCUGGACAGUGGACUUGGCUGCCCGACCACUAUUAUAAUGAUUAAUGACAAAUUGCUUCGUUCAAUAAAUUUUAAAUCUUUUAUAGAGUAAGCAUAACACGCGUGUACAUCUUUUUGUUCAAAACAUAUAAUAAAUUGCUGAAUUACGUGUUUAAAAUAAUACCUCGGCGAGUAAAGUUCACAAAUGACACAAAUAUUAUAGAUACCACGAUAUUUUGGGUCUAGUUUGCAAAAUUGCACAAUCAGUACUUAUGCAGUUAACUAUUAUAUUAUUGUAUAAUAUAUAAGACUAUAAUUUUAUUAUUAUUAUUUAUAAAGUUUUUACCGACCGUGUUAGAUUAGGUUUUUUACUAUUAUUGAUGAAAUAAAACCAAUAAUUACGCGUACUGUACCUAUACGUUUUCACGUGAAAUAAUAUUAUAAUAGUAAUACGUUGCGAAGGGUGAAGUGCAGAUCACACCCGGACGGUGCAGGUAGAUAUAAGAUAUUGUAUUGGUAUUCGUAUAUACACAUUUUAAUAUACGCCCUCGCGACCUUGUACAGUGUACCUCAUCGGAUUCGUAUUAUAUUGACGCGAAUAUGAAAAUGACUACACCCUGUGUGUGACCCUGUGUUCUUAAAAUAGGUACCCACCCGGAAAACGGGUUUCCGAUUUCUCGUACACGUGUGUCGACCAUAAUCACAUACGUGCCGCGUCGACCGUCGUCCGCCGUGAACGAUCACAAUAGUACAAUACAUAAUAUAUUUACUAUUUAGCAGUAGGUUUAUUACUAUUCGUUGCUUGCCCUGCGCACAUGACAAAAUAGAUCGUUUGGAUCUAUUUUGUCAAUAUGCUUGCGCAGUUGCACAUCGAGUCAUCGCGUACGGCUAACGAACGUCGAAUGUAUACGACCUAAUAUUGUAUUAUUGUAUUAAUAUAUAAAUAUAUUAUAUAUAAUUGCCAUAUAGGUGGUGAAUAGUAAUAACCAGUGGCACAACUAUAUAGGAAAACGGCAAACUGUGGUCCCACUGCUCCAGACGGUCAUGGCCAUAGAGUAAUAUUUUAUAUUACUCUAUGGUCAUGGCUCAUGAUAUAUAAAUUGACAUUAUAUUAAAAUAUUAACG